Xyrauchen texanus (razorback sucker) is the source of this 4527-nucleotide messenger RNA. RefSeq names its product NLR family CARD domain-containing protein 3-like. NCBI's taxonomy places the organism in Eukaryota, Metazoa, Chordata, Actinopteri, Cypriniformes, Catostomidae. The coding region runs from base 18 to 3692 and encodes 1224 amino acids. Gene Ontology annotation, molecular function: protein binding. The transcript has 11 exons. The record is from RefSeq and is a predicted model, not a curated record.
GCUCCACUUUUAUUUCCAUGACGUGGAUUCAAACCAAAUACUCCUGCGCACCAUCCGAAGCACAUUCGAGCACUCAAAUACAUUCCUCAAAAACCACUCAUGGAAAACAGCAUAUAGUAUCGAGUACGAUGGAAUUCAAUUUAGAAGAAAAAACUCCUCAAGACCAAACAACAAUGAAUAAUCAGUCCAAAAAGACACCCUCUUUGUUCACUGCUAAACAAAAUUCUACAGAAGAGAUCCAAACUAUGAGAUCUUUACUGCAAGACACGUUAAGAAGGCAAUAUGAAGGUAUUCUGAAUGCUACAACUUACAUUCCACUGAAGAUGUAUUUGUCAAAGAGAACACAUUCGGAUGCACAAUUGUUUCAUGAGAUGCAAGAGUUGGAAAGGCCGUUUAAUGAGGUGAUUAAAGAGGAGAAUGUGAUUAAUCAUGAGGAUCUCCUAAAUCCUCAUUCCUCUACACAAGAACCUGUCCACACCAUUCUGAUAAGAGGGAUAUCUGGAUCUGGCAAGUCAACAGCUGUGGGCAAGCUUGUUUUAGACUGGGCAAAUGGCAAAACGCACCUCAACAUUGAUUUUGUGUUUCCUCUUUUCCUGUCUGAGCUGAAUAUUCUGUAUAAGAAUAAAUACAGCCUGAUACAGUUCUUGGAUUUGCUCUUUCCAAAGAUACCAGACCUGGAAACUCUCAAACAAGCUCGAGUCCUCUUUAUAUGUGAUGGGCUGGAUGAGUUUAGACUCCCUCUUAAUUUUAAGCAUGCCAAGAGAUGCGUCAAUCCAUUGAAACCAGUUUCUUUGGACUGCCUGCUUGUGAACCUCCUCAGAGGAAAUCUUAUACCCUCUGCCCAGAUACUGGUGACCUCAAAGCUCAAAAAUCGAGAUCUGAUUCCUCCAGAACAUGUACAGCGGGUGGUUGAAGUUCAUGGGUUUGAUGACUUACAGUGGGAAGAACAUAUCAAGAGAGAAGUACAUGACCAAAGCAUUGCUGCAAGAGCGAUCGUUCAUGUGAAGUCUUCAAGGACCCUGUACAUCAUGCGUUCCUUGCCAUUCUUUGGUCAAAUGGCUGCCACUGUUUUGGAAGAGCUAUUUAGUAACCAUUCCACCACUGACACAAAUCCACCACUGACAUUGACAGAGAUGUUCACACAUUUCAUCCUGAUUCAAAUGAAAAGACAAGCUCUCCAGGAAAGAUCCACUAGAUUAGGCACUGAGGAGAUCCUAAAGUUAGGAAGACUGGCUUGGCACAUGUUAGAAAAGGACAUGUUGACCUUUAUGGAAAAGGACUUUAGAGAGAAAGAUAUUGAUCCAAUACAUCCUGCCAAGCUCUCUGAGAAUAUGCCCAUGCUUUUCAGAGAACAGAAACUGAUGAAUUUAGGGAGAACAUACCGCUUCAUGCAUCCCAGUUUCCAAGAGUACCUUGCAGCACUUUAUGUUGCUGUGCAUUACAAAUCCAGCAAUGGAAAUGUAAUGUCUUUUACACUGGCAGAAAGAGCAGAAAAGUUGCUCAACGCUACAGUGUCACUGGAGAUGUCCAGAAGGGCAAUGAAUAGAGCUUUUAGAAGCAAAACUGGCCAACUAGAUGUAUUUCUCCUCUUUCUCCUGGGUAUAUCUGCAGGACCAAGCAAAAACCUCCUGUCCAUCUUUCUCCAAAAUUCAUCUUGUGAUGUGAGGAAAGAGGACAUAGUCUUAAACAUUGUAAAGAAAAUUCAGGUGAACCCGUUAUAUGAGAUUUCAGUUAAUCUCUUUCGCUGUUUGGAAGAGCUUGACCUAGCCUUACCUGUGGUUGCAAAUCGUGGCCAUGUCGAAUUUGAAAGAAACAUGGAUACACAAUUCUCUCCUUCACAGUGGUCACAUGUGGCUUCUACUUUGUUGACUUCUGAAGAUUCAUUGGUGACAUUUGAUGUUAGAAAAUACACCAACGCAGAUGAAGCCAUCAUGAGAUUGCUGCCUGUAAUCAAGAUCUCCAGAGUCCUCAGACUAGAUGAGGGCACAGAUUUGAGCUGGGCUCUGCUCGCCUCAGCUCUGACAUCACCAGCCAACCAUAUCAAAGAGAUUCACAUCGAGGAGGAGGCCACGUUUAAUUUAAACUUUAAGCUGUUAUCUGUUGGUCUGGGAAGCCUUAACUGCAAAGUGGAGAUACUGAGGAUGCCAUAUUCACAUAAAUAUAGCUGUGAAGAUGCCGAUCCCCUGUUCUCAGCACUUUCAUUGAACCCAACACAUAUGAGAGAGUUGAACAUACUGCGUUCAUUCCACUUGAGUGACAGGACAGUUCAGGGUGUUUCUCAAACCCUAGUGGACCCUAGAUGUCAUCUGGAGAAACUUGCUCUACAAGGAGAAAGCUCUCUCUCCCUAGAUGGAUGUAAGAUCUUGGCAGCAGCUCUCUGUAGCAGUUCUUGUCAUCUGAGAGAGCUGAACUUGAGCAGGUGUUUUCAAAGUUCAGAUGAAGACCAAGCUGUGCAGCUUUUGUCAGAAGCAUUCAGAGACCCGAACUGCAAAAUAACAGUUCUGAGGUUGGCAUUUUACUAUGUAACAUCUUUAUCUGCAUUAUUCUCUGCUUUUCAAAAUAACCCUUCACACCUGAAAGAACUAAGUCUAAGUCACCUAAGUUACCUAAGAACAAAUACUGAUGAACUUAAGCAACUUUUCUCUCUGCUGGCGGAUCCUUGCUUCAAAUUGGAGACACUGCGGAUAGUUAACCGUAGACUAUCUAGUUCUCUUGAAACACUUGCUUCAGUUCUUGGAUUGUGCAGUCUCAGAUGCCUGGAUCUUAGCAUGUGUGGACUGAAAGAUUCUUCAGUGGAGCUGCUUUCUUCAGGACUGUGCAAAACUAACUGUAAACUGGAGAUACUCAGGAUGACACACUGCCACAUCACAGAAGUGGGAGCUGCUUGUUUGGCAAGGGCUCUUCGCAGCAACCCAUUAAUGAUGCAAGAAAUAGACUUGAGCAUCAACCCUGUUAAAGGCCCAGGCUUUGAUCAGCUCAAAUCUGUAGCUGAAGAUCCAGCCACCCGAUUAAAGAAAUUAAUUGUGGAUGGCUUAGAGGAGCACCUUGACAUGGAAACUCUACGGCAAUAUGCAUGUCGGUUGACGUGGGAUCCCAACACAGCAUCUGAAAGUGUGCAGUUGUCAGAGAAAGAUACCAAUGCUGUGGAAUUUUCCAGAAAACCAUGUCCCAUUCCACUCCAUCCAGAGAGAUUUACAAUUCCAAACCAAAUCAUGAGUCGAGAAGGGUUUACUGGACGCCAUUUCUACCAGGUGGAGUGGUUUGGCAGGUUUGCAACUAUUGGAAUGACCUAUAAACACAUAAGUAGGAAGGGAAGCUUUGCUGCCUGUAGCCUUGGAUAUAAUAAAGAAUCCUGGGGCAUUUUCUUCAGCACCCCCUAUCCCAUCUGUUAUGCCUGUCAUGGAGGGGUGAAAAUACAACUCCCUGACUGCUCGCCCUGGAGAGUGGGUUUGUAUCUGGACUGGCCGGCAGGGACUUUGUCCUUUUACAACACCACAAAUGACACAGCCAAACUCAUACACACCUUCAACGCCAAGUUCACUCAUCCUCUGUUCCUCCUUGUAAGUAUAAGUGCUGGUGCACAGCUGUUGGCAGAAGAGCCCCCUCCUGUCUGUUGCCAUGACCACGACCCCUGGGAUAUGUUUAGGGGCUUUAAGGACUGCAAGGGUUGUAAUGGAUCAAAGGCCUUAUAGAUAAACUGACAUUCCUUCAAGGAAAAUUACAUUUUCUUUCGUGUUUGUGGAUGAGCUGAUGAUAACGUUUGUAGUGACGCCAGCAGAUACAGUAUAUUAGAUGUUUGAGUAGGGGAGAUGGGGGGUAGUUGUAACAGGGAGCAGUUGCAACACAAACAUUCUUCAAUCACAAACAAGCUAGAAUAAUGACAUUAAACCUGAUCGCACAGGAAAUCGAUAUGCUUCUUGCAAAUGUUCAUGUAUCCUGAAAUCAGCUCCAUACUACUGUAUUAAUGACAAGCUCAAUCUAUCCAUCCAUCUUUGAUAUCCACUUAUCCUACUUAUUCUAUUAUUCCAUGUGCCAUGGAAACCGGGACGGAAUCGCAUUCACAUAAAUAAUGGUGAACAGGAUUCGGAGGUUGCAUUUUUGCUCUUAAAUUAAAUUUUUACUCCACUGAGGGUUAGGUUUAGGGUAUAUGUUAACUAAAAAAUGCAAAUAUAAUAUGCAUUCCUGUUGAAUAUAUUUCAUCAUUUACAAUACAACUCCAUUUUGGCGCCACCCUGUGGACAUUUCAAUUCAACAACACUUCCAGUUUCAGCCACUGUGCACAAUUUCUUCGUUAAGCACAGUUGAUUCAGCAGCAGAACUUUCCACUGGUGGGCUCAGUUUGCUUAUUUAGCAAAUGCUUAGUAAAGCGGUGUCUGAGAAAAAGAAAUAUGAUUGUAUGUCCUUGUGAGAAAUAUAAAUGAUUUUGUGUUUUGAUUGUCUUGUAUUUUUUCUUCUGCUGUCCAAAAUGAUGAUGCCUUUAAAUUUAAACUUAAAGUUGUUGGUUAAAAGUUAACAUUAUUUUACUGA